Messenger RNA from Sciurus carolinensis (gray squirrel), 1694 nucleotides. It is a transcript of the gene Fgg, whose product is annotated as fibrinogen gamma chain. Gene Ontology annotation, molecular function: signaling receptor binding. NCBI's taxonomy places the organism in Eukaryota, Metazoa, Chordata, Mammalia, Rodentia, Sciuridae. The transcript has 9 exons. The record is from RefSeq and is a predicted model, not a curated record. The coding region runs from base 72 to 1409 and encodes 445 amino acids. Gene Ontology annotation, cellular component: fibrinogen complex. Gene Ontology annotation, biological process: protein polymerization; blood coagulation; platelet activation.
UGGAGCUCAAGAGCCCAAGAGUUCACAGUGCUGACAGUCCAGGGCUUGAAGCACCCGGCACCCCAGACAUCAUGGGUUUGUCCUUGCAACCCCGGAGUUUAAUUCUGUGCUUCUCCAAUCUGUUAUUGUUCUCUUCAACGUGCCUGGCAUAUGUGGCAACCAGAGACAACUGCUGCAUCUUAGAUGAAAGAUUUGGUAGUUAUUGUCCAACUACCUGCGGCAUCGCAGAUUUCCUGUCUACUUAUCAAAACAAGAUAGACAAGGACCUGCUGACUUUGGAAGACACCUUAAGUGAAGUUGAAAACAAAACGACAGAAGUCAAAGAACUCAUCAAAGCAAUCCAAGUCAGCUAUAAUCCAGAAGAGCCAAAAAAGCCAAGUAUGAUAGAGAGCGCCACCCAGAAUUCCAAGAAAAUGGUGGAAGAGAUUAUGAAAUACGAAGCAUUGAUUCUAACACAUGACUCGACUAUUCGAUUUUUGCAGGAAAUAUAUAAUUCAAAUAAUCAGAAGAUCCUUAACCUGAAACAGAAAGUAACCCAGCUUGAAGCCAAGUGCCAGGAGCCUUGCAGAGACACAGUACAAAUCUAUGAUACAACCGGGAAAGAUUGUCAAGACAUUGCCAAUAAGGGAGCCAAACAGAGUGGCCUUUACUUCAUCAAGCCUCUGCAAGCUAAGCAGCAGUUCUUGGUCUACUGUGAAAUUGAUGGAACUGGAAAUGGAUGGACUGUGCUGCAGAAGAGACUUGAUGGCAGUGUGGAUUUCAAGAAAAACUGGAUUCAGUAUAAAGAAGGGUUUGGCCAUCUGUCUCCUACUGGCACCACUGAGUUUUGGCUGGGAAAUGAGAAGAUUCACUUGAUAAGCACACAAUCUCCAAUCCCAUAUGUAUUAAGAGUGCAGCUGGAAGACUGGAAUGGCAGAACCAGCACUGCAGACUAUGCCAUGUUCAAGGUGGGACCUGAAAUCGACAAAUACCGCCUGACCUAUGCCUACUUCAUUGGUGGAGAUGCUGGUAAUGCCCUCGAUGGCUUUGAUUUUGGUGAUGAUCCUAGUGACAAGUUCUUCACAUCCCACAAUGGCAUGCAGUUCAGUACCUGGGACAAUGACAAUGAUAAGUUUGAAGGCAACUGUGCUGAACAGGAUGGAUCUGGUUGGUGGAUGAACAAGUGUCAUGCUGGCCACCUCAAUGGAGUUUAUUACCAAGGUGGCACUUACUCAAAAGCAUCUACUCCUAAUGGCUAUGAUAAUGGCAUUAUUUGGGCUACUUGGAAAUCCCGCUGGUAUUCCAUGAAGAAAACCACGAUGAAGAUAAUCCCGUUCAAUAGACUCUCCAUUGGAGAAGGACAGCAAUACCACCUGGGGGGUGCCAAACAGGUCAGGCCAGAACACCAUGUUGAAAUAGAAGAUGAUUAAAUCAUCUUGCUCUGAGAUUGUAGACAGCUAACUGUUAAUUUCUAUGGAUUCACACAAAGUUUCAGAAAUUUUCUGAAAGUCUCUUCCGAUCUUCCUUUACUGCAUUUAUUAAUUUUAAUUAUUCAUAAAAGGAUAUUUGGUCUUAAAUGAAAAUUAAGAUUCACAUCAGACUGUAUUCCCAAAUUACUAAAAUCAGAGUUAUUUUAAAAUUAUUUAUUGAGGAGAUAAUAUUUGGACUUAUUUCCUAAGUUUGUUGAAAUAAAACCGUGACUUUUUUUGCCUUGU